Molecule: messenger RNA, 2034 nt
Organism: Exophiala dermatitidis NIH/UT8656
Lineage: Eukaryota; Fungi; Ascomycota; Eurotiomycetes; Chaetothyriales; Herpotrichiellaceae
Product: protein phosphatase
Exons: 1
Coding region: 1-2034 (677 amino acids)
Biological process (GO): regulation of glycogen biosynthetic process
Cellular component (GO): protein phosphatase type 1 complex
Molecular function (GO): protein phosphatase 1 binding; glycogen binding
Source: RefSeq, a predicted model, not a curated record
AUGCCUUACACACCUCCCUCCCAGCUUUCGCCCGCAGCUUCGAAACGUCCCAGUCCUACCCCGAGCAGGUCUCACUCUUACAUCAAAGGACAAUUUCCAUCAUCCCCGGAGCAGCCUGCUUCCCCCGGUCGACCAAACCUCCCCCGUUCCAGCGGGUCGUCCUCCUAUCUCACCAAACACCGGAGAAGUCCCUCCUUGACCGAGGCUAAGAACGAUAUUGUAUAUAACGGCGAGGCCUUUCAAGAAAAUGGGACUUUUGACCCCCACGGUAGCAUCCGCAAGUCGCCUCCACCUGUGAACAAUGCAUUGAUACCCGCAGGCAUGACCAUCUCGCCCCCCGAAUCCUCCCACAACUCAAGCGAUGAUGAAGAGCCCCAACGUGGGAGAACGAGGGAUCUUGAGUUGGAGAAUCUGGAAGCAUUGCACGCUGCCAUCAGGUCAAUAGAACAAAGAAAAGAGGGCUCACCGAACAGAGCCAACCAAAAUGGCUCCACCACCUCAAAAGAAGAACCAGCAAGCUCCCAAGACGAUCGACAAGCUCAAUCGCCGAGUGCGGAGACGCAGAGGCCGCCUCUGUCGCAGGAAGCCCGCAAGAUCUCCCACUCUCGAUCGUCCACCGAGUCAAGCAUCGUCUUCGAGACCCCCACCAUCCAAACACCUCCUCCCCUAGAAAUUCCACAGCAGCCUGAAGAGAGUGACAGUGACGGGUCUCGGUCUCCCACUAAUCGUCCCCCAAUGGUCCGCAAGAAAUCGGGCGAACUGGUUCGUCCGGCUCUGCGACCAUCAUCCCGGAGACGGCCGUCGAGCAUGCCUGGCACUCCCACCUACUCGAAAGCGGUUCACUUCGACUCGCACCUCGAACACGUCAGACACUUUCUCCAAGUCGACAGACCGCUGGCAGUCAGUGCUGGGUCAUCACCUGUGGAAAACUAUGAGAGUGAGAAUGAGUUCCCCUUUGGAUCGGACGAGUCCAGUGCACGGCCCCGUGGGUCUCAGUAUGACUGGGAACUGCGGCUGGCAAACUUCCCAGCGGACACCGAACCGCGCAAAUCACAACCUGUCUUCGUGGAGAGGAUUUUCUUGUCUUCUGACCACAAGAACCUGAUCGGUACCGUUGCUGUUCAAAACCUCGCCUUCCAGAAACUCGUCGUCGCUCGGUUCACCUUCGACUACUGGAAAACCACCUCGGAGGUCGUUGCUGAAUUCAACAACGAUGUCCGUCGGAAACAAAACAAUGACGGACUUGAUCGAUUCAACUUCACCAUCAGACUAGCUGACCAAGCCAACCUGGAGAACAAGACAUUGUUCUUCUGUGUUCGCUAUACUGUCAAUGGCCAGGACUACUGGGAUAACAACGGUGGUUUCAACUACCAGGUUGAUUUCUCUAAGAAACCCAAAACCCAGCAGAGCAAGAACAGUAUGCCAGGACUUGGAGCGCGGCCGGUCAGUGCCUUACCUCGCAGUCGACCAUCGCCACCUACCUCUUCUGGGCGACCAAAGUCUUUGCCAACGUCAUUUGAUGAUUUCUCCACUGGUUUUGACAGCUUUGGAAGCUUUGGUCAAUCCGCAGGUUCUCUCAUGGGCGAGCCUAAGCUCAAACUGAGGAGCCCGCGGUCCAAGACUGAGCUCCUGUCAGAUGCUCCUUCGCGCCGUAAGCAAGGCGGAGGCAAUGCAUUUGGCAAUAGGUACGACUUCAACUCGUCACUGUCGGCUGCCAAAAACAACGCCUACGCGGUCUUGGGUGAACAAUCCGGCUUCUCUUCGAGGACAGAUACAAAGCAGUCUUCCCACGAGGUUCCUGCGGCCAGCCCUGCGAAGAGCGUAGCCACUGCUCCUCCCAGACACGACGUAGGCGUCAAUGGUUCUUCAGCCGCAGCUGCUUCUGCCGCUCCCGGCUCUGCGCCCAUGACAUCCAAGCCUGCCGCUUUGGUUUCAGAAAAGCCACCACUCACCUCUCAGUCCUAUCAGGAACUAGUGGACAAGUACUGCUUUGUAGGUGCCCGGGGAAACAGCGAGCAAGUCAAGACACAUUGA